CUCUGUUCGUAAUGUCGUCUGAGUACAAAUAUGAUGAGCAGGGACAAUUCUUUCCAGUAUUUUUGCUGGUUGCUGUGUCCUGCUUCAUCAUUCCCAUGACUUUCUCAAGUCUAUUUGGUCAAGUCUCAACUAAGAAAAAUGGUUCUGUCUCAGAUCCAUUUGCCGCAUAUCGUCCAAAGGACAUAAAGAAAAAGAAAGAAUCGAAAUUACGGUUACGACAUUUUAUCAUUUUAAUUGGAUGGGCAAUUAUUGGAUAUCUAUCUUAUCGAGUUGCCUUUACCAAGUUGAGCUUUAAUGUCUGGGAUCCAUACGAAAUUUUGGGAAUACCAAAAAACAUGGCUGUAGAUGACAUUCGGCGUCAUUAUAAGCGACUCUCAAUUAAAUUUCAUCCGGAUAAAAUAAGAAACUUGGGCAAUACGACUAGAGAGGAGGUUGAAGCUAAUUACAUAGAGCUUACUACAGCCUACAGAGCUUUAACAGACGAGGAAACCCGCGAAAAUUACAUACUUUAUGGUACGCCCGACGUUCCCCAAAACAUUGAUAUUGGAAUUGCACUUCCAAAGUGGAUUGCGGAUUCGAACAAUAGUAUUUAUGUACUCGGUUUCUAUGGUCUUAUUUUUGGCAUUUUUUUGCCUUACAGUGUUGGUCGUUGGUGGUAUGGUAGCCGAACUUACACUCGUGACCAAGUUCACGUUGGAAGUGUAGAUGCUUGGUUUCCUAAGAUUCACGAAAAUUUGGAGAUGGAGGACAUUUUGCAGUUGUUAGCCUCUAGCAAAGAAUUUCAGAUUUCUUCUUCACCUGAAGCUUCUAAGACCGUUGUCGUACAGCUCUUACAAAAUCACUUACAUCGGAAGGAGAAGUCAAAUCUUAAUAUGCAGCGGUUGUUAUCUGAAACAGACUUGGUGAUGAAUGCAUUGGUCUCUGUUAUUUCGGCGUAUGGAUUUUCGAAACCUACCGAUAACGUGUUUAAGCUUUGGCAACACAUUGUUCAAGCAAUUCCGUUGGAGCUUCCACUUCCUUUGUUGCAACUGCCACAUCUUAGUGUUGAGGAUGCUAAAAAGUUUGCGUCACGUGGUAUUACCCACAUACCCCAAUUCUUACAACUAAAGAAAGAGAAGGGUUUAUCCGGCUAUUCUAGUGAACAAAUCCAAGAGAUGGUGGAAAUUGCUAAUAACAUUCCCCGUAUCUCAGUGUUGGACUCUAAGGUGCUUGUGGACGGAGAUGAUUUUGUAACUACUGGAGCUAUUGCAAACUUUAUUUUGCGUUUGAAAUGCUCUUAUGGAGAAGAAAUUAUGCCAGAAGUCAGUGUCGAGGGUACAGAAACGGCUACUGAACAAGACAAGAUUGAUGCAGAACGCGUGCAUAUGGAAAAGGAUGUUGUUUUGGGCGAUUUGGAGGUUCUUCCUCAUGCUUGGUCCCCUUAUUUCACCCAAUCUCACAAAACUGCUUGGUGGGUGUAUGUAGUCGAUCCCCGUCAAAACCGAGUAAUUAUUCCUCCAUUCAGCAUAACGGAUAUUCCACGCACAGAACGAACAAUUCGUAUACCUUUUCAGGUACCACCAGUAGAAGGUACCUUUAAAUUCCAAACGCAUAUCGUAUCCAACUCUUACCUUGGAGAGGACAUUGUAAGUAAUCUAACGGUCGUGGUGAAAGAUGCAGCAACGAUUCAAGAUACUAUUAUUGAAGAUGAUGAGUUCUCUGACGGGGAAGAUGGACUUGUCGAUGAUGAGUUCGAAAAGCUUAAGCAUGGUGAUGAAGGCUCCCAAGAUGAAGAAGAAUCUGAUGAAGAGGAUGACCCUAGUGCUAAUGGUUUUAACACGGAUACUUCUGAAGAGGAUGAGUGAGUAAGCAUAAAAAAGUUAACGAUGCAAAAAAAUACCGAUUCUUCAAAAAGUGUUCUCAAACUUAUACUUCUUCCUUUUUGUUGUGUCUUCACUCCUUGCUUCCCUAUCUUAUUUUACAUACUUUAAUUAUUUGCAAGUCCAUGGAUAGGAACCAAAAUCGUAUAUGGCGGCAAAGUCAUUUCCACUUAAUGGCAAACUAGUUGCAUGGGUUUGCAAUACUUUAUUUUUUUCAUAGCAUAUUUAAUUGUGGAAUACUCUUAUUUAGAGUUCGUUACCAGCUGAGACACUCUUUUGAUGAUAGAAAAUAUAAAUUACGGAUUGAGAUAUAUAUUUCUAUAUGUUAGUAAUGAUUUCUUCAUUUAAUGUAAAAGUUAUGUUCGACCCA
Schizosaccharomyces octosporus yFS286 is the source of this 2229-nucleotide messenger RNA. RefSeq names its product ER protein translocation subcomplex subunit Sec63. Gene Ontology annotation, cellular component: Sec62/Sec63 complex. The coding region runs from base 12 to 1844 and encodes 610 amino acids. The record is from RefSeq and is a predicted model, not a curated record. Gene Ontology annotation, molecular function: RNA binding; transmembrane protein transporter activity. The transcript is spliced from 3 exons. Gene Ontology annotation, biological process: post-translational protein targeting to endoplasmic reticulum membrane; SRP-dependent cotranslational protein targeting to membrane. NCBI's taxonomy places the organism in Eukaryota, Fungi, Ascomycota, Schizosaccharomycetes, Schizosaccharomycetales, Schizosaccharomycetaceae.